AACAACUUUUGUGCGACAUCGCUGCUUCAAAUGCUACUUUUGAUACCAUCGCCACUUCCUCGGAAUCGACUAUUACUACUGGAGGUGGAGGGCUGAUGAUGUUCAGCUACGGAUUAUCUAAAGAACCGAGUGCCAGUAGAAGAGCUGAGACAGUUCUCACAAAUCGAGCACCGUUGCCGCUACCACAGCCUGGUGCCGUUCCCGUUGCACCAGCACAAUCUGAUGCCAUUCCUGUUGCACCAGCACAAUCUGAUGUAAUUCCUGUUGCACCAGCGGGAGCCUCAGGAGCUCCUGUCGUUUCUGCACCCUUCGUUGCACCGCAUGUGGUCCCGUUGGAAGUUGCACCUGACCAACACUCACCUGCAACAUCCACCGAAGGACCCACACUCACACCUCCGACACUCGAACAACUCGUCACCACAACUCAGAAUGCACCAACACUACCGAUUGCUGAGCAGAAUACCG
Messenger RNA from Cooperia oncophora, 465 nucleotides. NCBI's taxonomy places the organism in Eukaryota, Metazoa, Nematoda, Chromadorea, Rhabditida, Trichostrongylidae. The record is from the annotation of a GenBank genome assembly.